AUGGCACCGACGAUGCGACUUCGUCGGCAGGCGACGCCACCACCUAAGACCAACCACAUCCCAAAAGCCCGCAGCGCUCGAAAGCACACCUCAUAUAUCGAGCCAGCUUCUGAUCCUGAAUUUGACGAUGACGACUAUUCUCGAACACCCUUCUCACCCGCACCGCCAACCCCUCCUCGAAGCUCCCGGAAACGGGUUGUGUACACGGAACCUGGAGACGACCCAAUGGAAGGUUUUAGUCAGGGAGCUGUUGAGCAUUUUUCCUCACCAGUCUCACCGGGAACGACAUACGCCGAGCUUGAAAGCACGAACCAGUCUAUAAAAAAGGAGAUAAAGCGUAAACGCAAAGCAGCCUCAACACCACAACGAUCCACCCGGUCAAAACGACCCAAGUUACGGCAAUUCGGUGCUGACAAGGGUAAGGGGAAAGCAAAGGAACCAGUGAUGAAGAAGAAGGAAUAUGACAUCCAUUUGACAGGCAAAGCAAUGUUAUGGUCAACCCUACCUUACCACAUUCUCGAGAUGAUCUUUGAUUAUGCAUCACGCCCUCUGAUAAAUGAAGACUUCUCACCUACCUUCAACGUCGUCUGGCUCACGCAAAUGGCACGAACCUGCAAGGCAUGUGCAGAGCCUGCCCUUUCAGUACUAUACGCCUCUCCACCGCUUUCUCCACCUAACCGAGUACGCGAACUGGUUGAGCGACUAGAGGCGCAGAACGUUGCUUCAUCCAUGAAUUACAGAGCGAAGAUCAAGUAUUUGGAUUUCGAAGCAAGAGAUAUUCUUGGCCGGAAAUCGGACAGUUUAGAUCCUUUUGAUCUCGCUCGUUUACUGCGUAUAACACCUCAGCUACGCGGCAUAGGCACUCAUUUGCUAUCCGACAACCCAAAAUGGUAUCAGCUGUAUGCCCACAAACGAGUCGCCAAUGUUGCAUACCCCGAAUACAUGCCAGAUAUGCUUAGCAAUGCUGAGUUCAAAUUACAAGAGUGGAUAUGGAAUGCCAACAUGGUCCGCCUUGAAUCAUAUCACAAGCUGCUCCGAGAAACCCAUCCACUUCCCGCCUUUCAAACCAUACGCAAUCUUACAUUUGUCAACUACGACGACAUCAGUCGCGACAAUGGUGAUGGUGACGGCGGGAAAGAGUACACACGAGAUGUUCUCCCAAUGUCGCUACAGGCCUUGCCUUCACUGCGAUCCCUGUCAUUCAAGAGCUCGCCUAUAUUGGAGACGAUGCCUCUGGCCAGGCUGCCCAACAAUCUCACAAGCCUUGAGCUGGUAGAUUGUGGGGUUGAAGCUGCAUCAUUGGGGUUCUUCCUUCAAUCCAAAGGUGAUCAUCUCACCAAACUAGUGCUCAACCACAACCGCCGCCUUAAUCUCGCCUGGCUAAAUCAUCUCGCUGUCGCCUGUCCCAAACUUGAAGCUCUCACGAUGGAUCUCAUCUUCUACAGCGCCUACGCCACCGUAUCAGAUACCGAACCACAGUUCCGUGCUCUCCUCUCCCCUUCUGAUCUUCCUACUUGGCCCCGCUCGCUGCAACGUCUUGAGCUCUAUCACCUUCGCAAAUGGCAGACAUCUGUUGCGAGGACAUUCUUUGACAGUCUAGUCUCCGCGGCCUCCGACCUUGCAGACUUACGAGAGAUCCGUAUUAAAGCAAGUCUUGACGAGAGUGGCUGGCGGGAACGCAUCGCAUUCCGCGACAAAUGGACUCAAAGACUCAGACACGUCUUCUUACGCUCUUCACCACCUCCCAACCCUCACUUCAAAUCAAUUCUCGCUUUCAAAGCAUGGAAGAGGCAGGAAAGACCAACGAAUCGAAAGGAGAGCAAGAGCCUUGUGGAGAUAAAACUACAGAGCGUGCAGGUCCCGGUUACCAACCCACGAGCAGCGGAAGUUGUCGGAGAAAGCGAUAGUGACGCUCCACUUGCAAGCAAAUCAAACAUCCGACGCAGCAGACGCGCAAAAACUCCAAAAGACUACAACGAGACCUCUUCCUCAAAAUCUUCCCUCAAAUCCAGUUUUCCCAACGACUCCCAACGCCGCCGUCGUCGCCGCCGACGACGCAACCCGAACGAUUCCUCCGACGAAGACUCCGCUCUAGAGGACGAUACAGUAACCUUGAUGCCUCGUCGUUUAAGCACCAAGACACCAGGUGGCCGUUCCCUCUCCAUCUCCGCAGCUGGCAUGAACAAUGACAAGGAGGGCACAGACGGCGAAGAGGAGAUGGUCGUACAAGGCAUGUGCGACGUCGUGGACGUUAUGAUCGAUAAUCUACGCCCUACGGAAGAGCAGUUGCACGAGAGUGAUUUUCUGGAUGAGGAGUUGAGUGGGGAUGAGGAUUGGAAUGGGGAAGAUGGGUGGGAGGAUGAGGGGGGUUAUGCUUGGUAG
This is a messenger RNA of Bacidia gigantensis, 2382 nucleotides long. RefSeq lists its product as uncharacterized. Bases 1 to 2382 code for a protein of 793 amino acids. NCBI's taxonomy places the organism in Eukaryota, Fungi, Ascomycota, Lecanoromycetes, Lecanorales, Ramalinaceae. The record is from RefSeq and is a predicted model, not a curated record. The transcript has a single exon.